This is a messenger RNA of Solanum verrucosum, 741 nucleotides long. RefSeq lists its product as uncharacterized. The record is from RefSeq and is a predicted model, not a curated record. Bases 106 to 615 code for a protein of 169 amino acids. The transcript is spliced from 5 exons. NCBI's taxonomy places the organism in Eukaryota, Viridiplantae, Streptophyta, Magnoliopsida, Solanales, Solanaceae.
UUGUAGCACAUGAUAUUACAUUGAUGAACCCCUUCAACUAACAUCAAUCAAAUAAUAUUACCCUUUUUUUACUUCAAGAUCUUUAACAACAACAAGAAGAAGAAAAUGGAAGUGAAUGGAAAUAUUAGACCAAAUAGAAGUGAUGUUCAUUUAUCAAAAGAGGAAGAAACAAAGAUAGAAGAGGCAACAAGAGAGUAUUUUGAUGACAUUGCACCAAAAAGACACACUAAACCUCAACGAAGUGAUUAUUCUUCAACUUAUGUUGAUCACAUCAAUCUCUAUCCUUCUUCUCAUGACACAAUUCCCGAAAAUCUUGAAUUCCAACGUCUCGAAAAUGAUCCUCAGAAAUUGGUUUCCAAUGGCAGCCAAGUGACAGAGGAAUUUAUUGAAACAGAGUAUUACAAAGAUCUUAAUUGCAUUGACAAGCAGCACCACACGACAGGAACAGGAUUUAUCAAAGUGGAGAAUAAUGGGAACACUUUCAAUAUAGGAGCUGAUUCUGCUACUGAUCCAAGCCAUGUUUACAAGGGGAAUCCAGCUACUAAUGAUUGGAUUCCUUCUGCUGUUGAUGAGGUUAAUUUUAUCUCAGGAAAACCAAACAGAAGUGAUAACUGAAAUUGAGUUUUUGAUAAGGGCAGUAGCUGCUUAUUUUGUAUUUCUGUGAAGCUUGGCUUCAACUUGUCUCUCUUUUGUUUGGUUGUAUUUGAAUAACAUGCUGUAUGAAUUAUUUCAGACGAUUUU